AUGGCGCUCGCUCCUGCUAAUGACAAAAGGAGGGUGAAAGUAUACGAGCUGAAGAACAACGACUGGUAUGAUCGCGGCACCGGCUUCUGCGUGGGCAGCAUCGUCAGCAACCCCAACGCGCCGCCCGAACACCUCGAUGCGCGCAUCGUCGUCACCAGCGAGGACGAUCCCGGUCGCACGUUGCUUGAGACCCGCGUCUCUAAGGACGAUGGCUACCAGAAGCAGCAGGACACCCUGAUAGUGUGGACCGAGAGCAAUGGCGUGGACAUGGCGCUGAGUUUCCAAGAGGCCGACGGCUGCACAAUCAUAUGGGACUUCGUGAGCGACGUCCAGUCGCGGCUGGUCCCCGAGGAUGGGAUAUCGGACGAACUGCUGGAUGUCGUGCAUCCUAUAACUCUCCCAGAGCCUACGCUGGGGAAGCUGGAAGAGGUCGUCGAGUCGAUACGGAAUGCGUCGACCACACCCGCAGGCCGUGAUGCGCUGGCCAAGUUUGUCAUGAGCCCCGAGCAAAUGUAUAUUUUGAGACUGGCGCCGCUGGUGGACGAAGCGGAAAAGCUGGAGCAAACACAGGAGCUGCAUCGUUUGUGCACGAUCAUGAAGCACCUCAUCCUGCUCAACGACACCUCCAUAAUCGAGUUCAUAGUGACGGACCAGGCGAUUAUGGGUGUCGUUGGCGCAUUAGAGUAUGACCCAGACUUUCCUUCACAUCGGGCCAACCACCGCCAGUACCUCUCUGAUACGUCAAAGUUCAAAGAAGUUGUCAAGAUCGAACAUCAAGACAUCAAGAAGAAGAUCCACUACACUUAUCGUCUUCUGUACCUGAAAGAUGUUGUCCUGGCGCGAAUCCUCGACGAUCCUACGUUCUCAGUCCUGAACUCCCUCAUUUUCUUCCACCAGGUGGACAUUGUCAACCACCUUCAAUCCAAUCAAGCCUUUCUCAAACAACUGUUCGGCAUCUUUGGGGACGAGGAGCAAGAUGAAGAGAGGAAGAAGCAGGGGGUUUUAUUCAUCCAAAACUGCUGUGCUGUGUCCAAGAACAUUCAAGCACAGUCGCGGGCGCAGCUCUACCAGAACUUCAUCAACCACGGCCUUUUCACAGUCAUUACUUUUGCGCUCCGUCAUCACGAUGCGAGCGUGCGGGUAGCGGGCACGGACGUACUGGUAUCACUGAUCGAUCAUGACGCACAUCUGGUCAGGGGUCACAUCUUCAAGGCUAUCAGCGAGAAGACUGUACCGCUGACAGACACAUUGAUUGAGCUUCUUCUCGUAGAGGUCGACCUGGGUGUGAAGAGUCAAAUGGCAGAUGCGAUCAAGAUAUUGCUGGAUCCAUCUAGCAGUGCAGCGGGAAUGGAGGCUAUGAAUCGACAGGGCAACUCCGAUUUCGCGGCUAAGCAGCGCGGCGGACCAGACCAUCAUCACGGACCUCGAAUACCACCGCAGACCCAGGCAUUCAUUCAGAACUUCUACGAGGAAGGCGCGAGACGACUAUUCCAACCGCUCAAGGAUCUCGAGGGUCGACAAUCGAUGAUUGGAUUGAGUGUGCAGGAGACGAGUCUAUAUACGCAUUUGGUUGAGGUGCUUUGCUUCUUCGUGAGGCAGCACGCUUACCAAUCGAAGCUGUUCAUUCUGGCAGAGAAUCUCCACUCCCGAAUAGCGCAAUUGCUUCUAUGUCCGCAAAAGUACAUGAAGCUGAUUGCGCUGAAGUGGUUUCGAACAUGCAUCGGGCUGCAGGAUGAGUUCCAUAACAGGCAGCUCAUCCAGCACCGUCUGUUCGAGCCCAUACUCAACAUCGUGUACGAGACGAUGCCACGGGACAAUCUCCUCAACAGCUGCUGUCUAGAGCUGUUUGAGUACGUGAAGCGCGAGAAUAUCAAGCAGCUGAUCUAUCACCUCACCGAAAACUACCGAGAGCGACUGAACGGCAUCACGUACGUCAACACUUUCCAAAACAUCGUGCAAAAGUACGAGCAAUUCCAGCAUCCGUACCUGCCUGGCAAUGCUGAAGGCGACACGAGUUUCACCACCGAGCCGGAUACACCGGAUGCCCUGAGAGGACGCAUGAUCAACGGACGGCAGCCGUUCAGUGGAUUGAAGGAGCCUGAUGCGGACGAAGAUGCGUACUUUAACACGGACGAUGAUAUGGAGGGUGAUCUUGGCGACGACGACGAGUUGUCACUUCCGACGCCGGCAAACACGAGAACACCGAAUGGACGGAUGAAACCGUUGGUCGACUACCCUGAUGAUGACGAUGACGAUGAUAUGGAUCUUACCGCCAGCUCACCAGACACUUUCAAGGAGAAGAAGGAUGGCGAUGAGUCGGCGGAUGCUGGCGAGGACACACCGCAGCGAGGUCGCGAUCGCACGCCAAAGGACGCUUCACCGGUCCAGCAUAGCCCCCCAGAGACCAUGCUUGCGAAGCGUAGAAGAGAUGACGACGAUGAUGGCGACGAGCUAGGCAAGAUGAUGGGCGGUGGCGGCGUAAAGCGAAGAAAUAGCUCAGCUUCUGUGGGCGGGAAGAGCGGUGUUCUCGGUUCAUCGCCUCAGAUCGAUGGUGCUUCGCCCCAUGCGCAGCCAGUUGGUAGUCCGAUGAGCGUGACUGAAGAGCCACCUUCACCUAGUGCGCAUGCGCAUAGUGGGCCCAUGCUCAGGAGGAAGGGCAGUCUGAAGGUGAAGAAUGAGGGUCCCGCGAAUCCAGGGAGGUUUUCGAUCAAGCCGAUUGAUGUUUCGGUGCAGAAGGAGAACGAGAAAGUCAGUGGUGGUGAGGUGAAGAAGGAAGAGGGCGAGAGUAAUGGCGGUGGGGAGUGA
Zasmidium cellare ATCC 36951 is the source of this 2805-nucleotide messenger RNA. RefSeq lists its product as uncharacterized. Gene Ontology annotation, biological process: protein dephosphorylation; DNA damage response. The coding region runs from base 1 to 2805 and encodes 934 amino acids. The transcript is spliced from 2 exons. NCBI's taxonomy places the organism in Eukaryota, Fungi, Ascomycota, Dothideomycetes, Mycosphaerellales, Mycosphaerellaceae. Gene Ontology annotation, molecular function: protein phosphatase activator activity. The record is from RefSeq and is a predicted model, not a curated record. Gene Ontology annotation, cellular component: protein phosphatase 4 complex; nucleoplasm.